This is a messenger RNA of Cotesia glomerata, 849 nucleotides long. RefSeq lists its product as uncharacterized. The record is from RefSeq and is a predicted model, not a curated record. NCBI's taxonomy places the organism in Eukaryota, Metazoa, Arthropoda, Insecta, Hymenoptera, Braconidae. Bases 20 to 844 code for a protein of 274 amino acids. The transcript has 3 exons.
AACAAAAUUGCCAUUAAAAAUGGUUAAAGCAGGAAUGCGCAAUCAUCAAAAGAAGAUGGCUGCUAGCUUGCCGAUAUUGAAUACUUAUGGUGAAGUCGUGGAAUUUCUUACAGAGCAUAUAAAUUUGACAAAAUAUUCUGAAAAUAAGCUUAUCACAUUGCGCAAUGUCGAGGACGAUGCUCUACUACUUGGGGACCCUGGAUUCGCGGCAUCAUGUCAAUUUGAUACAUUACACAUAAGUUCUACUAUCAAUGUUCUUCCUGCUUUUGGAAAUACUCGCAUCCUCACUUUUAUCUUGGGACAAUAUGAACAUUAUGCAUUUCUUAUUGGGAUUGUACUGUGGGCUAGACAAACCGCAGAAAUUUGCACAGAAAUACUUCGUCAGAUUAAAUACUACUUGCUCCCUAGUAUCAACUUAUCAAAAAUCUACGUGGACUUUGAUUUAAAAAUAUUUAUACAAGAAGUUUUUCCAGAAAGUAAUAUUCAUGGCACCUAUAACAAUUACUGCCGAAUAUUAUACUAUGAGUCUUAUGAGAAAAAUGUGAGAAUCGUUAAUCCUUCUCAUGAAGAAUUUUUAAAAAGCUGCUUUUCUCUUAUUCUUCUACCCCAUGAGAAAAUAGAGGGAGGUUUUAACGAGUUGGUGAACAAUCUGACAAACGAUGCAAAUGUUCAGCUCAUAAAUUUUAUUGGGUACUUCAGGACGACGUGGAUACAAGGGGUAGGUCCGACAAAUAUGUCUCUUUUCAUGACAUGGGCGAAAAACCUUCACUAUGGAAAUUUUUCGGUAAGAAUUGGAUUUUGUAAUUUAAAAAAUUGUUCUUCAGAUAAUGAGAUUAAUAUUUAGAUGCA